This is a messenger RNA of Artibeus jamaicensis (Jamaican fruit-eating bat), 6676 nucleotides long. It is a transcript of the gene SMAD5, whose product is annotated as SMAD family member 5. Bases 446 to 1843 code for a protein of 465 amino acids. Gene Ontology annotation, molecular function: DNA-binding transcription factor activity, RNA polymerase II-specific; I-SMAD binding; RNA polymerase II cis-regulatory region sequence-specific DNA binding. Gene Ontology annotation, cellular component: heteromeric SMAD protein complex. The record is from RefSeq and is a predicted model, not a curated record. The transcript has 8 exons. NCBI's taxonomy places the organism in Eukaryota, Metazoa, Chordata, Mammalia, Chiroptera, Phyllostomidae. Gene Ontology annotation, biological process: BMP signaling pathway; regulation of transcription by RNA polymerase II; anatomical structure morphogenesis.
UGGGCGAGCGGGCGCCGUGCGCGUGUCCCGUAGCCGAGCUGCUAAUAAAGUUGCACUGAGGGGAAGCACAGCGACGGUGCCGGGGAGUGCGCUCAGCCGGCCGGAGGAUAUUUCUCCUGCUGCUCACUGGUUGCUCAUUGUCUGUAGCCUGCUGUGUGGUCACCACAGGGGACCGCACGCAUUCUCAUCAGGAGAACACCACUGCACACCACCUCCUCCUGUCAUCAGCUCCUCGGGCUUCUUCAUGGUGCAGAGCCGUUGUCUGCCUGGAGCAGGACUUGAACCAAUCUAAAGAAGCUUAUGGCACUUACGAAGAUAAAUGUCACUCUUGCCUUUUAAAUUGGAACUUCCGUUUAGGACCUGUGUAUGACUUUACAUCUGUGACCUCUUCUUUCAGGAGCCACAGACUUUGAGUUGCAGGAAGGUCUCUGAAGAUUUCUAUCAAAUGACGUCAAUGGCCAGCUUGUUUUCUUUUACUAGUCCAGCAGUAAAGCGAUUGUUGGGCUGGAAGCAAGGUGAUGAAGAGGAGAAAUGGGCAGAAAAGGCAGUCGAUGCUUUGGUGAAAAAGCUGAAAAAGAAAAAGGGUGCUAUGGAGGAGCUGGAGAAAGCCUUGAGUAGUCCAGGACAGCCGAGCAAAUGUGUCACUAUCCCCAGGUCCUUAGAUGGACGUCUGCAAGUUUCUCACCGAAAAGGCUUACCCCAUGUUAUAUAUUGUCGUGUCUGGCGCUGGCCUGAUUUGCAGAGUCAUCAUGAGCUAAAACCAUUGGAUAUUUGUGAAUUUCCUUUUGGAUCUAAGCAAAAAGAAGUUUGUAUCAACCCAUACCACUAUAAGAGAGUGGAGAGUCCAGUCUUACCUCCAGUAUUAGUGCCUCGUCAUAAUGAAUUCAAUCCGCAGCACAGCCUUCUGGUUCAGUUUAGGAACCUGAGCCACAAUGAGCCGCACAUGCCACAAAAUGCAACUUUUCCAGAUUCUUUCCACCAGCCCAACAACACUCCUUUCCCCUUAUCUCCAAAUAGCCCCUACCCUCCCUCACCUGCUAGCAGCACCUACCCCAACUCCCCAGCAAGCUCUGGGCCAGGAAGUCCAUUUCAGCUGCCAGCCGAUACUCCACCUCCUGCCUAUAUGCCACCAGAUGAUCAGAUGGGUCAGGAUAGUUCCCAGCCCAUGGACACAAGCAAUAAUAUGAUUCCUCAGAUUAUGCCCAGUAUAUCCAGCAGAGAUGUUCAGCCUGUUGCCUAUGAAGAGCCCAAACAUUGGUGUUCAAUUGUUUACUAUGAAUUGAACAAUCGUGUUGGGGAGGCUUUUCAUGCGUCUUCUACCAGUGUGUUAGUAGAUGGAUUCACAGACCCUUCAAAUAACAAGAGUAGAUUCUGCUUGGGGUUGUUGUCAAAUGUUAACCGUAAUUCGACGAUUGAAAACACUAGGCGGCAUAUUGGGAAAGGGGUUCACCUGUACUACGUUGGCGGUGAGGUGUAUGCAGAGUGUCUGAGCGACAGCAGCAUAUUUGUGCAGAGCAGGAACUGCAACUUCCAUCACGGCUUUCAUCCUACCACCGUCUGUAAGAUUCCCAGCAGCUGCAGUCUCAAAAUUUUCAACAAUCAAGAGUUUGCACAGCUCCUGGCUCAGUCUGUCAACCACGGGUUUGAAGCAGUGUACGAACUCACUAAAAUGUGCACGAUUCGAAUGAGUUUUGUCAAGGGCUGGGGAGCGGAGUACCACCGGCAGGACGUCACCAGCACCCCGUGCUGGAUUGAGAUUCACCUGCACGGGCCUCUGCAGUGGCUGGAUAAAGUCCUCACUCAGAUGGGCUCCCCUCUGAACCCCAUCUCUUCUGUUUCAUAGUGCAGAAGUGUUCUUUUCAAUGAUAUCAUUAGUGGACUUGUUUUAAUUUUAGGGAAACUUUCAAUACAGAUACUGUGAGCUUACAUGGAAAACAUCUUAUUUUUUUCUACAUAAUUGUGACCAAUACAUUUGUAUUUUGUGAUGAAUCUACAUUUGUUUGUAUUAGUGUUCACGUGAUUAAUUCUCAAAAAGUGUUGUGAAAGAUGCAGAGAAAAUCUUGUGCCCCAGUUCUGAGGUUUGGCAUUAAUCUUAAACUGGAACAUACAUUUGCCUUAUUGUCCCAACAGUUUUUUUAAAUUUGUUCAAUUUUUUUAAAAAAAUGUAGAACAAUACAUGAAAAAUGAUGAUAGUGUAAGAGAGGGUACACAGUGAAAAGUCUUCCCUUUGACUCUUGAUACUCAAGAAGCUGUACAUUUUCCAGUUUCUUUGUCCCACCAACUUUUAAAAAGUCUAGUUUAUUGUUCUAUAGAAGCAUAUGGUAGGGACCUAAAAGAAACUAUAAAAAACCUUCUGUGUGAGGAACACUGUGCGCUGCUCUAACAGGUGGUGUUCAGUAAAAGCAAAGGGAUAGUUGUAUAGAUGAUGUCAUAAAAUUUCCAUUUAAUACAGCUAAAUGUUCGUCUGUGUGUUGUGACUUCACUCAGUAUAUCUUUUGUGUAACAUCUCCUUUAAAAAAAAAGAUCACCGCCAACCACAGCUCUCUGGUAUGUGUCAUUCACUCAGAACCCGGCCGAAGUACUGCUUUACCGCCGGCGGCAGCGACACGUGGUCCUGCUUGGGUGGAUUUGCGGCUUUCGGCUCGCGUUGCCAGAACUCCAAUUUUGACAUGCAUUAGCCUUUUACUUUGCACUUUGAUGGGCGACAGUCUUUAGUGUAACCUUCUGCGAAACACACUGAAGUGAUUUGGACUUCAGUGUGUUUUAGUUGCUCAUCCUUACUUCCCUGGUUCCCCUUUUGUAUGGACAAACACUGCAGUUUAUAGAUGACAGUUGUAGAAGUUACGCUUUUUCUAGCCUUUGUUGUAUUUUCAGCCUAGAUUAUAAUACUGUUACUCUUUAGCUCCAGCUUAAGGUGCCUUUUUAAUUCCAGUUUUAUGGACAUUAUUAAUGUUGGAAUAUCCUGUACUGAAUCCAUUGCUCUUACUGCACCAGUCUCCCCACGCGGGGACCUGUGCACUGGAGCCCUAGGAGGAGCCUUUCCUGUCUGGCCCCAAGGAGGAGGCGCCUGGUCUCAGACCUGAAGGAACUGGCAGUGGUCGCCGACAGUGGUUUCAGAACACUCGUGGGUCAAAGACUGCGGAUGGUUCUGUCAGUUACCUUGCAUGCUCUUUUUUCUUUUCUUCCUUCCUCCUUUUAAAGCUCCUGUGUGAGUGCUAGUCACCCAGAGCACUGCCCUCAGAGAGGAAUGGCGUGGGAACUCUAAAAUGCCCUUUUCAUCGGUCGUGCUUCAAAGCUUUGGGGAGAGGCUCUUAGCCCCUUCUUCCAGGGAGCGGUCAGUUCAACUCCCAGUUAGGGCAUGAGAACACAGGCCUUAUGUUGAGAAAAGCGACCGAACUUAGCUGUCAGAAGCAGCUUACUUUCCGGUGCCUUUUGUAAGUGUCUGGAGCCGUGUCAGUCUUGUGUUUAAAACGUUCUUUGGUUGGACUGCCUUGCCCUUCCUGCUUUUAUGAGGAAGUAAGUGCAUUUUUUCAGGAAAGGAGAAUGUGGUUCUUUUUUUCCUCUCUCUGUGACAUCACUUACUGCUUUUACAAAGUGCAGCCAGUGGAUGGUUUUACUCUUUAAGAUGAAGUGCCUGCCAUGUGGGCCUCCGCUCACUGGCCUUUGCCGGGUGACAGGGCACUUUAUGAGUCACCUGAGCCUUAGCCGUAGUUUCACACGACACACAUUCUCAGUCUUCCAGAGCUGUGUCAGCCACGUGGAAAAGUAUGUUUGCUCUGUGAUAGAACAGUUUCUAUUUACUUUUUGUAACAAUUUGGAACAAUUUGUAGCACAAAACCACCCAGGCUGAAUAACAGAUACAUGUAACCAACUUCAGUGGGCUUGAAGUGAGGGAAACUUGUUUUAUUGACACUGUCAGUUGAGUUAAUUAAAAAUUGUUUUUGUUCAUUUCAUAGCUUUUGGAAUUCAGAGGCUUUUAUGUGAUCUGCCUUUUCUACAUUUUUCCUAGGGGGCUGUGUCUUGUGAGCAGCAGUACUUCCGCCACUCACUGUUCAGAGUUUUGUGGAGAAGUGUAAGCCUGUUGUGUUGCCAGAAGUUCUCAAUUGCACACCCUGGGUUUUAAAUGGAAGCUUACUCGGCUGCUUCUCUGACUCCCGAGGAUGUCCAAUGGCUAUGGAUAGGGCAUAAAAAUUGCUGGGAGGGUUUUUAAGAACUAAGUAAAAUUCUGACCAAUGAAAAGGAAAUGCCUCUGAAAGAAACCACUUCAGAAAAUUACAGUUUCAAGUUUGUAUUUAAUCUCUAGAAUGUUUAUUAAACAUGAACACCAUUAAAAUGAUCACAUUUUACAGCAUGUACGACAUAUUAACACGCCUGCUGAAUGGACAGUGUGGGAAUCCUAAAAUUACCACCAGUUUGGCAAAUGCAAAGAGAAUAGAAUCAAAAUUAAUCUCAGUAAUGAAUUAAUACAACAAAAAGAUGUUAGCUGUGGGGGGGGGUACGAUGUAAGAGGUGCCUUUGACUCGCAUGGCUGCAUAAUAGGUAUUAUGGUCUGGGUGGAAUUGCCUGACUUAGGUUGUGAAAUGGAAACUAGUAGGUAUGUUACUGGUCUGUUGAGGCCAACAUUUCUUCUUUAGAGAAAGUUUAAGGAAGACAUCAAUGAAAAUGUCAAAUAUGCAGAUCAGAAUGUGAAUAAUUUUUCCCAUUUCACAAUUGUUAUGUAAGAAGCCUGUGAUAACAGAGUUGGCUGGUCUCCAAGGUGAAAUCCACUGUGCAAUCACUGGGCAGCUCAACACAGCACACCUAGCAAAGUAGAAAGGCUUAGCCGCAUACUUUCUAUACAUCUGAUGUAAGGCAUUCUUUUAGGGUGUAAAAUGAUUGGUCUUCAGGUCCGAAAUGCAUUUUGUCAAGACAAGAACUGGGGCUCACAUUAUAAAGCCCUCUGGAUCUGAGGGUGCCUGUGAGAAACGUUCUCCUUCAACAGAAGGAGAACUGUUGUUCUGUUGAAGGAGAAUGUUUAUACAGGGAGUCAGAUCCUCACAACAGCAGAGAGAUUCUGAACAGUUUGAGAGAGAACCUGCUUCUGUGCUGUACUUCCGUUACAGAGCAUCCGAUACACCAGUUUAGGUCCAUUUCUUCAUACUUUUCCUAGUCCUGUACUUAAUGUUACUUUGGAUUAUUAUCACUCUCCCACUUAAAAUAUAUUAAUACCUUUUACGCUCCCUGAAGAAGGAAGAAUCUUUUAAUAGUUACCAAUGACACUGUUUAUACCUGUUAACUCCUGAGAGAGUCAGAGCCCUUCUUCGUCUUUUUAGUCAAAGCCUCAUUCACCUGCCGGGUGCGAACAGAAAUGGGUUUCCUCCGUGAGCUCGUCAGCUACAUAACACAGGUCUUUUAAACCGGUCAAUAGCCCCGUGGUAUAGAGUGUUCAGUGAUUUUUAUGGGAGCGACUUUUCCUAAGCAUUGGUUUGUGGGUGGUCUCCUCAGAUACGAACUUGGGUACCUUUUGCAGGUAAUCUCAGGUUUGAUGCCUGUUUUUCCCCAGAACGGCAACAUUUUCCUCCUUGUUACAGGUAGGAUUUGGGGGAGGCUUCCUGGAAAGUGAGUGUUCAAGGCAUUACCUCCGCCUGAACAGUCUUACCUGCUGCACAGAAACGUGGAGAGUUCCGUGGGAUUCACUGGGUUGCAGUUCAGAUUUGGCAGGUCCUGGUGACAGGAGGUAACAGGAUUUAUCAAGCUUUUGUUCUGUUGGAUUAUUCACAAUAGAAACUUACCUUCUAACAUACAACUGUGUUAGGAUUAAAGUGCCACUUGAAAAUUGGAUGGUUCAUAAAAACCCACAAGAGGGAUUUUACAUACUAAAUUUUUUAAAGGUAAGAGCUUACGUUGUAACAUUUCUGAUUGCAAUUACUGUAACACCAGCGAUGGGUCAUUGUGUGGAGAAGACCCCAUCAGGGAAGGAUUUUUUUCUUUCGUUCAUGGCAGAAUGGAGAAGGUGUGCAUGGCUCUUGUCUAAAUCACUCUGUUCUUUAAGUUCUUAAAAUCAUAUUAUUGCCCUGUAAGGUUUUAUUUGAAGAUACUAUUUUUUUAAAGUUCAGAAUUUUGUGUACAGGUUGAUUUUUCCCCAUUAUUAGGUAGCACCUUCUUAAUACUAGCUGGUAUUAGUGAUAACCAAACUCCAGUGAGGCCCAACAAGCUCACGUUUUUCAUAAAAGAAGAAAUCUUUUAGAGUCAGAUUUUCCAUCACAAGUGAUGUGGCUUGGAUUCAUUCAUAAACUGCAGGGACUCUCAGAGAUAGUAGUUGGGCAAGUGGUUUUCUUCUUGACCUUGUUACGUUGCAUUUUGAAAACCACAUACUUUAAAAUUGGAUGAGAUUGUGAUGAAAACUGGUUUAUGUGUACCUACCCAUGUUGUCUUGGAGAGGUAUUUCAUGUGCAGAGGAUAAAUACCAAACCAGUGGCUGCACUGUAGGCCUGCUUCUUAUUUGUACUUGUUCUGCUUCUGUUUAUGUUGUAGAAAGUAAAACUCUAGCAACAUGCUUGCAUUCUGUUAUCUUUUUGAUACUUAUAAAAAUGUAUUAGGUUUUACUAUAUUGUGCUUUUCAAAGCCAUAACUCUUAAGAACUUCGUUUUUGGAUAUUGUUUGCUAAUACUUCAUUUUAAUAAACCUCAAAACCUGC